AUGAAUGAAUUGAUUGAUCGAAUCGCUCCUCCAAUCAUUUCACUUUCAACUCCCACACCCCAUUCAUCACUUCCAGAAAUCGUUGAUGAGAAUCUCGUCAGUGAGCACAGUUUGGAUCCCGAUUAUGAGGAGUUUCCCAAGCCACAAGAAGCCGAUCGCCCGGAUGAGCCCGAUUUCCCCGAACCCUCACAGAUCCUUCAACCAGCCUCACCGAAGCCCUUAUUGACAAAGGUUUUCUUGCCGGGUCCCGGACCAGUGAAGGGCAGUCGCAAGUCUCAACUUUCCCUUUCAUUUCCUCGUGCAUGCUGUAUCCCACAACCUCAAUUGUGUUGUCAACCUCCUCCUCCAAUCUCUUGUUGUCCUCCACCACCUCCAUGUUGUUCACAGCCAGUGAUUCCCCCAUGUCAACGUGCCUGUCCAUCUUGUCCUUGUCGAAGGAGAAUGGUUUUGGCAAUUAGAAGAUUAAAACGCCAAUCACUUUUUGGCUCAUGUCAACAAUGUUCUCUUUCUGGGGAACCAUAUCGAGCCUUCGAAAUACAAGGAGGCUCUACAAAUUGUGCGGCUCGUUUUCCCGGUUUCCGUCCCGCGAAACGCUCACCCGCUGACGAUGUUCUCAAGUUUUUGGUUUGUAUCAGAGAAAUUUAUAAAUUCUACUUCAUA
Molecule: messenger RNA, 660 nt
Organism: Mesorhabditis belari
Lineage: Eukaryota; Metazoa; Nematoda; Chromadorea; Rhabditida; Rhabditidae
Source: the annotation of a GenBank genome assembly